AAUAAUUCCCUUCACAGUCUUCUCCCUCAGUCUCGACCUAUCUCCAUUGCUUCUGCUUCUCGGUAAUGGCUGGAUAACGAUUCUCUUUUAUCUUCACGUAAAAACCCUCUAGAAAAAUGUCGGCUUCAAAAUUCUUACUCUUCGGCACCUCCUACUUCCGUUCCUUCCGUUCCCACAAAUCCCCAUCUCUGGCCCCUUCCCUUAUCUUCACCAAACACUUUCCUUCCGUUUCCCUCAGUUUCCAUCGCUACUACUCGUCUGCCGCCACUGAUGCAAUUGCAGAAAUUGAUACAGAAGGACCAAGUUCUUCUACUUACCAUCCAUGGCCCGAGUGGAUUACUUUCGUGGACCGUUUGAAGGCCAAGGGUUACUUCGUUGAACUUCCCGCAAAAAACGAGUCAGAGGGUACAACGGACGCUGGAACUGCUGGUCCGGAAACAUUAUAUAAGGACAUUUCUUUAUUGAAGGAUGCUUGUCUCAGCUUCGCUCGCGAUCGAUACGAUGUUUUCAAAUCAUUGUCCACAGAGGAUAUUCGAGCAGUUGUGGAGGAUGGAUGCCCUAAUCUUUCUCGCAAAGCUGUUAACUCAGCCAAAAGACUAAGAGCACAUGUCCAACUAGAUGAAGGAGAUGUCUGUAGUGCUUGCAAUCUACGUGGUUCAUGUGAUAGAGCCUAUGUGAUACUGAAGGGUUCUGAAGCAUCUCCUCGUACCGUGGACAUAGUGCGAAUAUUGUUAUCUUAUGCCAUAGAUCCACUUCUUAUUUCAGGAGCAGAGAAACCUCCUGGAAGGGAGCUUGUUGAUGGAUCUGUAAGGAAACUGCUUUCUCAAUUGAUUGAAUUGGGUGAGACAGUCCCAGAUCCAGCACUUCCAAGGACACCUGCAAAAGCUCCUUCUCAAAAGCAACGAGCUGUGUCUUACAAUGAUGAUGAGCUGUCUCAGAAUAUCGUAAAGAAGAGAGGAGAUUGGAUGUGUCCCAAAUGCAACUUUAUGAACUUCUUGCGAAAUGUACAAUGCCUAAAAUGUAAGGAAGAUAGACCAAAAAGAGAGGGUCAAGAUGAAAUUGAAAUGAGGGACGGAGAUUGGACUUGCUCCAAAUGCAACUUUAUGAACUUCUCCAGAAAUUUACAAUGCCUGAAAUGCAAGGAAGUUAGACCAAAAAGAGUUGCUCCAGAUGCUACUGGAAUGAGGAAUGGUGAUUGGACUUGUUCUGAGUGCAGUUUUUUGAAUUUUGCUAGAAAUACGCGAUGUUUGAAGUGCAAAGCAGAUGGACCAAAGAGGAUUGAUUUGGAUAAUAUUGAAAUGAAGAGAGGAGAUUGGAACUGCCCUGAGUGUAAUUUCCUGAAUUUUGCUAGCAAGAAGAAGUGCCUCCGCUGCCAAGUGCCACGACCUAAUUCACAUCCUGGAGAGUGGGAUUGCCCCUCAUGCGACUUCUUGAACUAUAGCAGGAACAAGGUUUGCUUGAAAUGCAGAUGUGAGCGUCCUAAAGAAUUUGGAGGAGGUGUCUUAAGUUGAUUCUUUUGUGAACCUAGACACGCUGCAUGUGAUUAUGAGAAGCAUCUUGCAUGAUAUAAUUUUCAGUCAUAUGACUAAAGUAUUCAGUUUAGAAGUCUACGAUUUUCUAAAGAAUGUACAAGUAACUUGUAAAUUUCAUAAUUGUUCACAAUUAAGUUGGUAAUGUUCUCGGAAA
Carica papaya (papaya) is the source of this 1686-nucleotide messenger RNA. RefSeq names its product zinc finger (Ran-binding) family protein. NCBI's taxonomy places the organism in Eukaryota, Viridiplantae, Streptophyta, Magnoliopsida, Brassicales, Caricaceae. Gene Ontology annotation, cellular component: cytoplasm. Gene Ontology annotation, molecular function: mRNA binding. The record is from RefSeq and is a predicted model, not a curated record.